Messenger RNA from Athalia rosae (coleseed sawfly), 6689 nucleotides. RefSeq names its product protein expanded-like. Lineage: Eukaryota; Metazoa; Arthropoda; Insecta; Hymenoptera; Athaliidae. The record is from RefSeq and is a predicted model, not a curated record. Gene Ontology annotation, biological process: positive regulation of hippo signaling. The coding region runs from base 835 to 4767 and encodes 1310 amino acids. Gene Ontology annotation, cellular component: cytoskeleton; cytoplasmic side of apical plasma membrane. The transcript is spliced from 13 exons.
UCUUCAUCCUUCCAUGCCCUUACCUUACCUUACUUUGUCUUAAGCCGCGUUCAGACCAGAUAUACCACAGCUGCAUUAUCUUCCAGCGGCUCCUGCGCUGCCGCUUCGGUCCCGCCGCAGCUGCACUAAAAAUACAAUCAUGUAGAUACUGCACAUGACUGGUACAUAUAGUUGCUGUGAAAUGCACCGCCACCAUCGACUUCUUUCGCAUUUGUAUAUUACUCGAUUUGUUUUUUUCUUUUUUUCACUUUUGUUUUUUCGAAAAUUUUCUCUUCUUGUAUUCAUCUCGGCGAGUACGUCGAACCAUAAAAUCCAUGUUCACGGUCACUCAGUCCACGAAUGACCCUUUCGGAGGUCGUUUUGCAUCCCGCCACUGGGGCAGGGUCAUCGAGUCAGCUUAUAAAGUCGUCGAUGUACAGAUAGGAAUUAAGGUGUACGAAUGAUUCGAUGAAUGGUUGUUUUUUUUUUGUCCUUCUUUUCUUACAGGACGCUUAAGUUUAAUUGUUAGUUUUCCAAACCUUCGCAGAGGAUGGGCCCUCACCUAUCUCACAUCGCUUCAAUUACGGUUGAAAAUCGAUAAUGUGGAUUACGAUCCACCGAUUCUCAGCCAUCGAUAUCUAAUUGUAAAACAUGAUGCAGAAAAUAGUUACGGGAAUGAAAUGAAAUCGAAUUAUAACCGUAUGGGUGUAAUACAUCUUAUUUCAACCGAUUUGCGUUCAUUGAUGGUUUACCUAGACGCUAAUCAACCGUGACUUCGGGAAGAGGGGGACCCAGCGGACAGGGGAAUAUAGUCAGGACGCUAGAGCGUAGCGGCGGCGACAUGAAGCAUGCAGCAUGCGCGGUAGCGGUGUCACAGCUGCGCGGUCCUGCCUUCAACCUCUGGUGUCCGCCAGCCGAUACCUUGCCGUACAUGCCCUUCCCGGUGACCCUCUAUACUUUGUCGUCGAGGCCAAAUCGAGGGUAAAGGAGGUCUACGCGCAAACAUGUGUCCUGCUGGGCCAACAGGGCAUGUUGGACUGCGAAUUGUUUGGCCUGGCUAUUCUGUCCGACGGCGAGUAUCUCUUCGUGGACCCCGAAAGUAAGCUGAGCAAAUACGCACCCAAGAAUUGGCGAAGCUCUCACACUUACGGCCUGGAUAGCAGCGGGAGACCGGCAUUUGUCCUUUUUUUCCGGGUUCAGUACUACGUGGACACACCGCUGCUCCUGAGCGAUGAGACGACCAGGCAUCACUACUACUUGCAGCUGCGCGACAAUGUUGUUAGGCAUGGCGGCGGGGUGGAAAGUUUGCACCCUCACCACCCCUUUCAUAAACCAGGGGUUGUCGCGCCUUUGCUGGCCCUUGCGGGACUCGCUCUUCAGGCCGACCUUGGCGACUACUCGGAAGAGCGUCAUCGACCACAUGCCGGUUCGGUUGGUUACUGUAAAUCGACCGACUUUCUACCACCCCAUAUGUGCAUCGAGCAGAAUAUCCUCGGUAUUCUUAGCGCCCAGCAUAGAGAUAAUCGGGGUUUGUCCCGGGAGGAAGCAGAACUCCAGUACAUCCGGGAGGCGGUGCUCCUGGAAGCGCCGCUCAACGCGCACCUGUACAGACUUCGUAGGAGCAAAAAUGAAGCUGGCCCUGGACGCAUCUUACUCGCGAUCUGUGCUCGCGGUGUCCGCGUUUACACCGAAGAAGAAACACCCCGAGUAUUUGCUUGGAAUAACAUCGGCAAGCUAUGCUUCGACCGUAAAAAGUUUGAGAUCCGGGCAGUCGACCAGCCGGACAAGCUUACCUUGUACAGCGGAUGUGACGACAAAAGUAAACUGCUCCUCGGACUCUGUAGAGACACCCAUCAAUUUUCAAUGGCUAUAGCCCCCAGACUUAGUGAGGCGAGACGUCGAGAGGAGGAAGAGCGUAAAGUGCUACGAGACUGCUACAUGUAUCCAGCACGGUGCAAGCUCAGUUUGGCAGCACGCGGAGCUCGUGGAGAUCAACGGAUUUCUGUGAUUUCGAGUACUUCUUCGAACACAACGUCUGGCAUAGUGAGCGAUCGGGUUCACAGCGAAGACGAACCGGAUACCGCCCCCGCUUCGACGGAAUGCCUCCCUCGCCUUACCGAAUAUCCAAACCAUUCGCAAACACAGUCGGCAGUGAACGGAACCAACGGUGAUGAACAUUCCAGGCCAUCGUCUCCUACAUCUACAAUUGACGAAGUCGAUAACGUUGAAGCAGCCCCUUCAUCCGUUGUGCAACGAUUAGUCUCCACUGCGGGAACAACGGCGGAAGGUUCGCAAUGUAGUAGUAAUUGCAGUACGGUUGUUGUUGUAAAUGUUUCUGCCGGUGGACCACCUCAGAUACGGCGAGCAUCCGCAACUUCUAGUUUGGAACUUGGCUACUCUCACACAGCGCAAAAUUCCGCUGUUUCGUCAGAAGCUGCUAGCUUUCCAGGUGCCAUUUACGACAGAUGCAGAAAAGCGGCAAAAUAUGCGGGUACCGAUAUCGCCAGUGAAACAAGUGGCGUGUACACUUUGAGAAGUAGCGAGAUGCAAGACGAACGGAGCAUGGACCUCUACUCGCCGACCGGAAACGCGAAUGCUUCAUCCGCGGCGAGCGAUGUUUGCGCGCUCAGUUCCGUUCCUUCGACGACCGACGAAGCUUCCGUAACUUCAGGAUUUUACACAAUCCAUAGUGGCAUACGGUCGGAAACCAGCGGUGUUUAUACGGAGGAUGUGAAUACGGAGGACCAAGAGCCGAUCUACAGUGUCUGCAAAGAUGACGAUCAGGUUCAAAACGGCAAUUCAGGAAUUGGCGAGACUUUGCUGGAACAACAGCUUGAAGAUCCAAGGUCGAGAAGCAACAGCAUUUUGAGUGCCGGUAGUUUCAGAGGAGACGGAAGUGAUCCUUCGGACGUAGGGCCCCUUCUCUCUGCCGAUGAACUUUCAGAUUUAAUAGUCGGAAGGUAUCCGCCACGGAAAACGAUAAGUAAUUCUAUGGAUUCCGAUUGCGAUUACGUGACGCUUCCACCCCCUCCGCCACCUCCGAGAACUGAUAGCGACAGGCAACUUCCUCCACCUCCGCCGUAUCCGGUACACGGUGAUUACGCCACCAUAAAAUCACCGAGAAGUGAGGCUUCCAUCGAGCGAGAACCACCUCCGCCACCGCCGUACAAUGCUGUCAGGGGAGAUUUCGUACCAUUGCCACCGCGACGGUCCGAUCCUCCUCCGCCACCCCCCUAUACGGCGCCAAGAGAAAGAAUUCAGAUUCCGCCACCGACUCCACCGAGAAAUGACGCGGUCACUCCGCGAGAGCCACCUCCACCCCCGGCCUAUCCAGAAAUUUCUGAUCAUCAGGAAGCUGUCUCUAAUUUGUACCCGACUACCAGCGAGGAAUCUGGCACCAAAUUCACUUCUAGCAAAUCUUACGGAAAUUUGAUCAGAAACAACGUCGCUCCUACGUCAUCUCCAAACUUUUCCGGAGUCACCGCCAGUAUUGUUCAAAGUCCUGCCCCGAAACCACCACCUCGAAUACAACCGCCGACUUAUCCUGGAGACAAAAUGAAACCGACUCCAGUUCACGCACCUGUUGCCGCUCUGGUUGUCGGGCCCAACAAUUAUCUCGAUGUUCACGCGUCGAGGGGGGGACCUGUGCUACUACCUUACCUUGCACCACCACCCCCACCAGCCACGCAUCCGAGACAACCACCUCCACCUCCUCCUAGUUUAGCGACAGUCUACACGAGUCAGGUGGCAAGGUCGCAAAUCGAACAGUACAAACAGCAGUUGUACUCCGACGUAGAUUUCGUCAUGUUUCCGUUGAAGGAUCCAGCCGUUUCAAAACAGGAGUACAUCGAUGCUAAACAAGGAUCGCUCAUCGCUGCUAUGGCAGCAUAUCCUCCUCCGCCUUAUCCUACUUUCAACAGCAAAUCGUCGGUUGUCUAUCGAAGUACACCAUAUCUCCCGGGAUCUUCGUUCUCCUAUCCAUCGAAGUAUGCCUCCAACCAAAACUUGAGUAUCGUCGAUUCUUCCGGUAGCAAUUAUGUGCUGCAAAGUAAUAUAAGCAGCCAUUACGCUGCUAGUACAAGUUCGUUAUACAGUGGGGCGACAUGUUCGUCAGGGGGGAGUCACAGUCUAAGAAGAGAGCCUCCAGCUCCGACGCAUCCGCAUACCUUGCACGGGUUUUCUAGGACUAGGAGUGACGACAACAUACUCAAAAGCUUCGACUCCUCGCUCAAUACUAGAACUCAAUCUUCAUUGCAACCAAAACAUCGACGACUACCACCUCCGCCGCCACCGCCUCCUUACGAAAUCCAGACUUUGGAAAAGAGUCAACCGCUCCCAUCUACCUCCGCGUCUUCGGUUAAUACGACGAAGACGAAUAGUGGGGUCGCCACUACAUUGGGAAGGGAUGAUGGAAAGGACGAUGGAAUGUUAGAUAUACGAACAUUACGCGAGAAGAGUCGAAAUCUAGACUUGCCGUUAAUUUCGGCACUCUGCAAUGAUCGUUAUCUAUUGAAACAGACUAAAGCGUUUGUACUGCCCAAACAUCCCACCGAAGCUACCGUUGUAUCCUCUUCGAAGACAAGUUCAAGGACGAACGGUGGGAGUUCGAGUCGAAAUAAAUACCCGGUGAGCGGUUUAUCCACCACACAAAUUUCUAAGCCCCCCAGGAAGCCGACUACGAGCACUCACAGGCACCCAGGAGAGAGCAAAGGUAAUGCGUUUAGAUUAUUGGCCACUCCCGGACCUUCCCUAGCUAAGAAAGAUCCCUCGAGAGCCUCGCAUUCAUAAAACUCGUGUGACUGCGUCGUAACCACCAGUUAUCCUAGUCAGACCUGAGAUAUAAUUUCGAUUCAAUUCCUCGGACGUCGAUUCAAGACAAAUUGAUCGUUGCACUACUCAAAUGGCUUGUGGGAAAACUUGUAGGAAAUCAAGAGGCGAAUAACCCGAACCGGAUUAUAUUUAAUAGUCAAAGUUUCAGAAGGACUAAUGUCCAUUAAUCGCAAAUGGGAGUUGAUUAAUGAAGUUGAAACAAUGCUUUAAUUGAAUGCAAGUCAUUAAAAGGUCGUACUCUCAUUUUUUUCGGAUCAUCGCGGUAGUAUGAACCUUGACAGCGAGUGACUUAUCACCGAUACGAAACUUCAGAAACGGACAGCCAGUUUUAUCGGUAAUUAGAAUGUAACCAUAACAUGAAUGGGUACGAGUGACUCCGAUGCACUUGUCACAUCAUUAGGUGUCACGAUCAUGCUAUUCACCAUUUGGCAAACUAGUAUUUUGAAUUUCUUUCUUAUAAUCGUACGAUAGUUGGAACAAUCCGUGACUUUGUUGUCAUUCAGUGUGACGGCCUUGUACGUCAGGUUGGAUUGUUUCAUAUAAUUAGUCAGAGGCGUGUGAAAAUGUAAAACUAGUUUCUGACUAGACGCAAUCUUUGUUUUUAACUAUUAUAUAAUUUUAUACAGUUUUUGUAAAAUACGGACUGUUCCAAUAUUUUUGUGAGUGGAACUUGUGGAAGUGUGCCUCGCAAACAUACCAUUAAAUCGAUAGUUACAGCUAUAUAAUUGGGAAAUCAAAAUGUGGACGAGAAUAAAAGUUUCCACCUCAUCGUCAGAGGUCUGCGGUUACGGUCGUAAGAGCCAAAGACUUUCUGAGGUAAUUUAAUUGAACCCUACAGUUCGCAUAUAUCAAGUUAUCGACUUUUGGCUCCGGAUCCUAACGGCACUACUUGAUUUUUCAAUUGCAUUUGUAGUAUUUAUCAGAAUAUGUCUCGAAUACAAUAAAUUAUAGGAAAAGGCGGAGCGAAACGGGGUACUCGAGGAAAACCCGAGCUUUGUAAAAAAACAAUUCAUAAUUAUUUCAUUGGGUAUUGAUAAUCCAAUUCUGAAUUACAACAGUUACAAAUGUUCAAAAUCCAAAAUGAGUUUGAAGUCCUCUUCGAUCAUUUUUAAAAAACAUUCUACUAAAUUUUUGGGGGACCCCAUUUUGUCCCGCUACCGCGCUUUGCUCCGCCUUCCCCUAUCGAUAUUUUUGUGCCAAAACAAAAAGCAAAUAUCAAGAAAUAAUUAUUGAGGACCAAUGGAAAUAAGGUAAACAAUAUUUUUCCAUGUUUGAUAGAUAUCGGACUCUACAUGAAUUAAAUAUUAGUCAAUUAUAAUAUCGAACAAAACUGCAUGGUUAUGUAACUUUCAAACAAUUUUCAUAGUCCGUGCUUCUUCAACUCAGGGUGCCAUUUUUCAUCAUAUAAUUUUUGAUUUCAUAUAAUUUUCAUUGUAUCUUGUGACGUAUUGUAACUGGGGGGAGUUUGAAUCGGAUACCGUGGAAACUUAGUGCAUGCAGUGUGAGUGUUAUUUAUUCAUUCAUGACUUAUGAUCAUUAUUUCAUUUCGAUCAUUUUGACGACAAAAAUUACGAUACUGUUAUAAUUGAAAAUACGGAUUGAUAAGUUCAAACGUGAAUGUCACAUACAACGAUAGGAAGUGGUUACAAAAUCAAAUGUCUUGUAUUUUUUGCUCAAUUGUGUUAUUCAUGACAUGUGGCGGAUAAUUUUAUACAUAACUUUCGUAUAUUUAGUUAGCAAUAUAUUUAAUUAUAAAUAUUUCGAAUGACUCACCGUUUCGAGAGGCACUAUAAUAAUGAUAUUAUUAAGUAUGAUUUAGAAGAAAAAAAUUCUUGUUAAUUCAGCAAAAUUCAAAUGUAACCACAAAAUAUUGAAUGUAA